Molecule: messenger RNA, 2551 nt
Organism: Haliotis rufescens (red abalone)
Lineage: Eukaryota; Metazoa; Mollusca; Gastropoda; Lepetellida; Haliotidae
Product: protein wech-like
Exons: 3
Coding region: 325-2262 (645 amino acids)
Molecular function (GO): zinc ion binding; protein binding
Source: RefSeq, a predicted model, not a curated record
UAGCACCGACACACAUCAUGCAUCUUUCUUCAACUAUUUAUCAAAUUUAUAGAUGAUUCCCAAAACGUUGCUUUGGGAAGCAUAAGAUGGGGACAGGGUAUCUGCUCAGCUGGAUAGGUCCGCGGAACACUUAUUCCAACACUAGGGUCGUCUCUGUACGAUAUAACCUCGACCACCAAAUGACUGUCACAUGACCAAGGGGUGACCCUGAUUUGAUUUAUUUUAAACUGUCAUCGUGCUUAUCAGCAAACCUGACCCAGCUCUCAUUGCGUCACAACGUCAAACUGUCGCGGGUGGAGAGGGCGUGUCGGGACACAGGGUAAGAUGGCGACCUCCCAGAAGUUAACAGAACACUUCCUGACAUGCACGAUAUGUACAGAGGUGUUUGACAAGGCCUGUACACUUGUAUGCAAUCACACCUUCUGUCGGAAAUGUGUCGUCAACUACACAAAAACCAGACCAGAAGCCAUCAGUGCCAAGUCUCUCCUGUGUCCAUUCUGCAGCAAGAUGACGAAAGUGUCUGCCCCUGAGAGAACAGUGGAGGAGUGGGCGGAUGGCGUCAAGCCUAGCUUUGUCAUCCAGGGACUCUUGGACUCGUUUGGCCCCGGAUCAAAAGAUACGACUGACUGCAGUUAUUGCAAGGAGGAAGGGGAGACAACUCCAGCUACAUCUUGGUGCUCUGUCUGUGACGACGCACUUUGUGAACGAUGUAUACGGAUGCACAAACGAAUCCCGUCUUCGCGUCACCAUGAAGUAGUUGACCUGUCUGGAGAGACAAAGGUGAAGGUCAAGAGAAAGGUCAUGUGUAAUGUUCACAAGGAUGAAAAUAUCAAAUAUAUUUGCAAAGAUUGUAAAACAGCUGUUUGUCAAACAUGCUGCACUAUCCAUCACAGGAAAUGUGACUUGGUUGUUGAAAUUGAGUCAGAGAUUCCUGCAAUGAAAACCGAGCUGAGAAGGAAUAAAGAGGAUUUGUUGAAGAAACACGACGAGAUGAAAACACAUGUUAGAAAACAAACCCCCAAAGUCAAUGAAGCAUUAACGCAUUACUUACAAAUAGAAUCGAAUAUCAAGUCUGCAAGUCUCAAAGCAAUAGAGAUGAUCAAAGUCAAGGAACGGAAACUUUUGGCUGAACUGAAAGAAAUGUCUGACAAACACAUUGGAGAACUGAAGGCAGACAUAAAGUCAGGUGAGAUGUCAGUACAGAUGUACCAACAACAGGCUGAGCUGAUAGACCAGACUCUACAAUCUGAGUGUGACAUGGGUGUGUAUGAGAUGUACCAGGGAUGUGAGGCCGGUGAUGUGGAGGCUGUCGGAGUCACAGACGUGAAGGAGAAGGGAAGAAUAGCCAGGAUCAUGUUCAGACAGGACACGGACAAGCUGAGUAGAGCACUGGACGAUCUACAGCUGGGUGAGAUAGACGUCCUGUAUGAGGGUGUGCUCGACCUAAAGGCUGCUCCUGUGUUACAGGACACCAUUAACGUCAGAGUAGCAGGAGAUGUUUAUGAACCAAACCCCACUGAAGUGACGGUGUUAGUGGUGAAUGGUACAGACACAGUGGUAGUCACAGACUACUUGAACAACAGUGUGAAGUCCUUCUACACCAGGAACAAGCAGCCAGGUCACAGCAGGCUCAGUCUGGAAGGUGGUCCGUGGGGUAUAACAAAGUUGAAGGACAACCAGGUGGCUGUCACUGUGCUCGGUACCAGUCAGAUUGUAACAGUACAAGUCAACCCUUACCUGGUGCUGCUGUCAACCAUCACAACCAGCAAACAGUACUGGGGUAUAACGUCUCUGACACCAUCAACACUAGCAGCAAGUUCCAGCUCCCCUCCCUGUGUUGAUAUCCUGGAUAUGGCGGGACACGUGCUGAAGUCAAUUCGUCCAGGCCAACCAAGUAGAUACAUCUUGAAUAAUCCCCGCUACCUCUGUACCACGAGGACAGGAAACAUCCUGGUGUCUGACAGUGGAUCAGAGUGUGUCGUGUGUCUGACUCCCGAGGGAGAUGUGGUGUUCACCUACAGCACUACAGGAGACACAGAGAUGGAGUAUCCACAUGGUAUCACAAGUACCAGCACAGGAGACAUCCUGGUGACAGACAUCAAUCUACACAGAGUCCUCCAUCUGACUGAGUCAGGACAGUUUGUUAGAAACAUACUGUCAUCACAGGAUGGCGUCCAGAGUCCACGUGGAGUGUGUGUUGGUGGGCGUGGUCGUAUGUACGUGUGUACACCAAAUGUAGUGAAGGUAUUUACUUUGAAGUGAAUGAACAUGUCGCAAUCCUCCUUUCAACAAACUAUCGUCACGUGAGUUGAGGAUUUAUGUGUUUUAAUAUGUGUCAUUGUGUAUUUACCUGUAAGCACCUUUCACUGUGUUUUAGUAAAAUCACAUUAUAUAUUGGUGUUGAAUCACUCAUCUGAGCUUUGCUAUUUGAAUUUUAUGAAUUAAGGUCUGUAAGUGGACACAUUUUAUAUGUAAUCUCAGUAGCAAAACACGGCUGUACACGCACUGCUUUAAUGUUUUCUAUUUUAUAUAUUACCAACUUCGAAUGUAA